GAUACAUUUACUUUAAUGAUGUUGGGACUAGUAUUCUUCUUUGGUAUUUUAAUUUGCCUAUUCGGCUUUCUAUUGUUUACUGUGUUUAGCGACGACGAGACAAGCAAUAUGUCUCCUUCACGGAUAUGCUUUGUGAUGCUUGGUACCGUCACUAUGUUUGCGCAUUCGUUCCUCUACUGUAGUGCCGGGGAGAUUAUAGCAAAGCGUUGCGAAGCAGUAUAUCGUGCUAUGUGUGAUCUUAAAUGGUAUAAAUUGCAACCGAAAAACUCGAGAGCUGUGAUUUUAAUAAUGUUACGAACCAGCGAACCUUUUCGCAUCACCGCGGGAAACAUAUUUCCACUUACCAUGACCACGUUUUGUAGCCUAUUAAAGACAUCAGCUGGUUAUACAUCGUUUUUAUUGGCAAAACGUUAG
Linepithema humile (Argentine ant) is the source of this 414-nucleotide messenger RNA. Its product is annotated as odorant receptor 43a-like. Gene Ontology annotation, biological process: detection of chemical stimulus involved in sensory perception of smell; sensory perception of smell. Gene Ontology annotation, molecular function: olfactory receptor activity; odorant binding. The record is from RefSeq and is a predicted model, not a curated record. Gene Ontology annotation, cellular component: plasma membrane. NCBI's taxonomy places the organism in Eukaryota, Metazoa, Arthropoda, Insecta, Hymenoptera, Formicidae.